Molecule: messenger RNA, 3477 nt
Organism: Trichoderma gamsii
Lineage: Eukaryota; Fungi; Ascomycota; Sordariomycetes; Hypocreales; Hypocreaceae
Exons: 2
Coding region: 1-3477 (1158 amino acids)
Cellular component (GO): microtubule organizing center
Source: RefSeq, a predicted model, not a curated record
AUGGCCCAUCAAGGCUUUGGCGGCGUGCUCGACACACCGCAAAGCAAUUUUGGCGACGCGACAUACCUUAGCCGACAGCCCGAUUUCGCAGAUAUAUCUCAAGAAGCAUCGUUCUUAUCCCCUGAAAAAGACGGUGACCUACUACAACAGCUUCGCAAUGGCGGACGUUCCAAUGGAAUCAACAUCAGAACACCCCGCCAAAGACCAGCACUUGCGGACCGCCGAAAUCUGCCAUCAAACAUUGGAGGAGGGGAGUUCACCCCGUUACUCAAGUCUGCUACAAGGAACAGCACACGGAGGAAUGGUAAGGAGAACAGUACUACUGUGGCCGCCACACCUGCAGCGCUACGGAAUUUACUUGAGGACGAAAUGACCCCCCUUCCCCGAAUAGAUGGUUCCGCCUACUCAACACGCAAUGCGUCGUUCCUAGACAACGACUUCCCACCAAUCGCCAGCAGUGCCAGCACAACGCCAAUGGGCCCUCCGCCGCGCAGGAAUAUAUUAGACAAAGGUCCUCUGCAAGACGGAAACCAAUUGUCACUGCGAGAACAGGAAAAUGUUAUAGACAAGAUCGAGAAGGAGAACUUUGGUCUCAAGUUGAAAAUUCACUUUCUUGAAGAGGCCCUACGGAAAGCAGGUCCUGGGUUCAGUGAAGCUGCCCUCAAGGAAAACACGGAGCUCAAAGUCGAUAAAGUUACUAUGCAAAGAGAACUCCACAAAUACAAGAAAGACAUAACAACUGCAGAGCGUGAGCUGGAAAGUUAUCGUCAACAAAUGCUUGAGUUGAGGGAAAAAGCAGAGCAGAAAUACGCCAAUAAGGACCAGCAAGCCGAACUCAAUACUCUGCGAGAGGCCAUCCAAGCUCGUGAGUCUGAUAUCGAGGAGCUACGAAGUCAAGCUUCAAAUACUCAAGACCACCAGGAGAGGGUAGAGACGCUGGAAAACAACGUUGUGGACUUGGAAGCCGAGCUUCGUGAAAAAGAUCGCAUGCUAACCGAGCGAGAAGACGAGCUCGAUGAUUUGAGAGAAAAGCUCAACGAUCUGCAAGAGACCAUCCAAGCUCGCGAGUCUGAUGUCGAAGAGCUACAAAGCCAAGCUUCAAAUAAUCAGAACCACCAGGAGAUGGUCGAACAGCUGGAAAACAACGUCGUGGACUUGGAAGCCGAGCUUCGUGAAAAGGACCGCGUGUUAACCGAGCGGGAAGAUGAACUAAAUACUCUGCGAGAGACCAUCCAAGCUCGCGAGUCCGAUAUCGAGGAGCUCCAAAGCCAAGCUUUAAGUAGCCAAGACCACCAAAAGAGGAUAAAAUCACUGAAAAGCAACUUUGUGGACUUGGAAGCCGAGCUUCGUGAAAAAGACCGCGUAUUAACCGAGCGGGAGGACAAGCUCAAGGACCUGAAGGUUCUACAGCAAGCAGCUCGCGACUGGGAGGAGAAAGCGGAGUGGAUGAAGGAGAGGAUGAACUCUGCUUUGUCCCAAAAAGAAAAGGCCGAGGCAGCUUUAGACGAGCUGCAAGAAGAGAUGGCCAACAAGUCAAUCAUGACCAAGGGACUGUCUCGGCAGAUAGAAGAAAAGGUGACUCGGCUGCAGGAAGAGCUUCGGAAGUCUAGCGAAGAGUAUACUGCUCUAGAGCUGGAGGCGGCUCAACUCAGUCAGGAGAAUGACGAGCUCAAAGCGACUGUGCAAGAGCAACUAUCGCUGCUAGAAGACGCUACGCACAGUCAAGAAGAGGUCGCAAGUCUCAGGCUUGACCUUCUCGAGCAUCAGCGCUAUAUUGAGGAGCUGAUCGCGUCUGAGGCCUCCUUGAGCAUGAAACUGGAGCAGCUAAACCGAGAGCGAUCUCUGGCGGGAAAUGCCGUGCAAAGCCAGGAGGAGAUUGAAAAUCUCAAGUACGAGAUGCUCCAACAACAGGAGCUCAUCAAUCAUCUCGAGGCCGCAGAGGCUACUCGGCAUAGAGAGUUGGAGCAGCAGCAGCGGCUACGCGCAGAAAACAUGGGGAGCCAAGCAGAGAUUGAGAGAUUAAAGCGCGAAAUAGUCCAUCUGCAAGAGGAAAUCGAGAACAUCACGGCUUCCGAAACUGCUCUACGAGAAGAAUUGGAGCAAGAGCAGCAACGACAAGCAGAAUACGAUGAUGCGCUGGCUGAGGUUGACACUCUAAAGGAGAAGAUUCUCGAACAGCAGCGCUUCAUCGAUGAUAUCGUUGCUUCCGAGGCCUCGUUGCAGCAAAAGCUCGAGCAAGAGCAGCAGCGAAUUAAGUUCAUGCAGAUUCGAGAAGAGGCAAAUAGGCCUAAUCGAAACCUGUUCCAGAGGCAAGAGCUUGUCGACAAAAUGAUUGCCUCUGAAACCCUGUUGCGUCAAGAGCUUGACCGAGCCCAGCAGUCGCAUAUUAAGAGCACUAAAAGCGCUUUGCAGAGUCGGGAAGAGGUCGAAAGCCUCAGAGAGGAGAUGAGAAUGCUCAAAGAAGAGGCAAAAACCCUUGAGGACGACGUGCUUCAACAGCAGGAGCUGAUCGACGACCUCAUGGCUUCGGAAGCUGCCCUCCAAGAAGACCUCAAGCGCCAACAGGAGCUUCGUACAGACAGCGAUACGAACACCAGGGCCGAGAUCGAGGCUCUCGAGCAAGACGUGCUCCAGCAACAGGAGCUCAUCGACGAAAUGGUCGCUUCAGAGGCCAUUCUGCGACAAGAACUUGAGCGGGAGCGCCGGAGCCUUGAACGAAAGCAGCAAUCGCAGGCAGGCGGCAGCAGCAAGCAAGGCCAGCGUCUACGAGAGAGCCAGGCCGAGGUCGAAAACCUCGAACGUGACAUAAUAGAGCAGCAAGAACUCAUCAACAAUCUCGUCGCUUCAGAGGCCGUCUUACGGAGCAAACUCGAGCGUGCGCGCACCGAGCGAGCAGCGUAUCGCAUGAGCGUGGAGAAGAUGCAAAGCGAUAUCCAGCAUCUGAAGAAGGAGGCGGCGGUCGGGACGCACAAGUUGAGUCACCGCUACGGCUACGCUGACAACGAGGCGCUGGAUACCAUCGUGCGAGCCUCAGAGGGCGCUCAAGUCCGGCACAAGAAGGAGCUUCGCGGCAUGAUGCUUCAGAUGGAAUGGAUGCAGGCCCGGUGGGAGCGCGAGGCGUCUCUUCGCUCGGACGCAGCAUAUGCGAAGAAGUUCCUUCAGCUACAGCUCAACAUUGCACAUGCUUGCAACAAAGCUCAGCUCCGCGAACUCGAACACAUCCGCACCAAGGUCCUCCAAAGCCGCAAGCCUCUCACUCUCCCCCAACCUCCUUCCUUCUCAUCAUCCGGUGGCUCCUCCUCGCCCAAGCUCAAGACCUUUCUCAUCAUGGCCCGCUUCAUUGCGCGAACACGCAUCGCUGCCCGCAACUGGGCCGGUCAAGAAGCCGUCCGCCAAAAGCUCCGCACGGCAAUCGAAGAAAAGCGACAAAUCAAGCGCUCAAAGCAGCUCAAAGUUGUCGCCGCUGACGUCUAUUAG